Molecule: messenger RNA, 669 nt
Organism: Myzus persicae (green peach aphid)
Lineage: Eukaryota; Metazoa; Arthropoda; Insecta; Hemiptera; Aphididae
Exons: 1
Coding region: 57-452 (131 amino acids)
Source: RefSeq, a predicted model, not a curated record
GCUCAAAAUCAUUUUUAGAUGUAAAUUCAAUUUUUCAAGGAAUUAAGGAUCUAUCUAUGGCAAGACAAGCAACAAGUGAUUUAGUAGAGAAUCAAACUAGAUUAUUUCAAACGACUAUGAGUGAGAUUUCGAAAUCAAUCAGCAAUAUAUCCAACCAUCAACAAAAACUAGAAGAAAAUUUUCAACUCCUCCAAACCCAGGCAAUCAAGAAUACUAUGACAAUCAAUACAUUAAUGGUAAAAACUACUUUGUUAGAACAAUCUAUCAUUUUAGAAUCUCUCCUUAAUCAGUACGCGUAUGAAACGCAAAACCUCAUUUCUAUUAUAAAUUCAGCAAUUCGUGGAAAAAUUCAUUCCACAGUAAUACCACCAAUAAAGCUUCUCAGAGAACUCGGAGCAAUCCAAUUAACGUUGCCAGCAGGAACCCUGUACGGGCCGGAUACGAAACAAUAAUAGGCCGUGCCGCCCGGUCACCAAAAAUACUUCGCGCGGUACUCACACACCGACCGACCUGUGUAAAAGUGUGUAUAUGUGUAUAGCGACUCAAAGGAAGUGGACGGGGUCGCCGAGCAAGACCGAAGAGUGCUAGUGUGUGGUGUGUGUGUAAGUGUGUAUUUGUGUGAGUGUGUGCUUAAAAACUAAUAAUAAAAGGUAACACGUUCAAGUAAAU